Messenger RNA from Xenopus tropicalis (tropical clawed frog), 4174 nucleotides. It is a transcript of the gene calcr, whose product is annotated as calcitonin receptor. The transcript is spliced from 14 exons. Gene Ontology annotation, cellular component: membrane; plasma membrane. The record is from RefSeq and is a predicted model, not a curated record. Gene Ontology annotation, molecular function: G protein-coupled receptor activity; calcitonin receptor activity; transmembrane signaling receptor activity. Gene Ontology annotation, biological process: G protein-coupled receptor signaling pathway; adenylate cyclase-modulating G protein-coupled receptor signaling pathway; cell surface receptor signaling pathway. NCBI's taxonomy places the organism in Eukaryota, Metazoa, Chordata, Amphibia, Anura, Pipidae. The coding region runs from base 360 to 1796 and encodes 478 amino acids.
CCCAGGCAGGACACUUGAGUACAGAGCUGGCUGGCUACGAUACAUCCUAGAGCCCAUAGCCAUACACCGCUGAGCCUGAGUAUUGCAGAGGAUUGGCUCCCUGUGUGCAGGAUGUACCCAUAAAUGGCUGUGCUGUUGGGAAUAUCCCUUGCUUUAUUGUUGCGCUAAGGAUACAGAUUUGGAAAUGGACUGUGAGAAGUUCAUCUGAGGAGUAUCGCAAGCGAUAGCAAUACUGCUCUAAUCGAUCGACAUACUGAUUUAACUGACCUGAACCCAGAAAUUCCAAAUACUGAUGACUAGAAGAAGUGUGGCUUGAUUUGUCCUCUGCGCCUGUAUGUUAACCCAAACAGCUAUUGGGAAUGAAGAUGGUUUCAUCUGAUGUACGAGACAAAACAGUGAGAAAACACGUAGAACACUGCUGCUUCUUGGUAAUUGUUGUCAUUAGAAUGGUCCCAGGUUUCGCCUCCACGGUUGACCCUACACUAAUGCCUAUAGUAAAUGAAGAAUAUAUAUCAAGGCAAAGAAUAAUUAACUCACAGUUCAAAUGUUAUGAGAAAAUGAAGAAAGAUUCUCCGUAUUCAAAAUCAGGCUUAUAUUGUAAUCGCACUUGGGAUGGAUGGUUAUGUUGGGACGAUACCCCUGCCGGCAUAAAUGUUACCCAGAAUUGCCCUGACUACUUUCCUGAUUUUGAUCCAACAGAAAGAGCGUCCAAAUACUGUGAUGAGAAUGGCAAUUGGUUCCAGCACCCUGAAAGCAACCGCACGUGGUCCAACUACACUCUCUGCAAUUCAUUUACCUCUGAGAAGCUGAAGAUGGCUUACAUACUUUACUACAUGGCUAUAGUAGGACAUGCCUUGUCUAUUGUUUCAUUGAUGAUUUCCCUUGGAAUAUUCUUCUAUUUCAAGAGCCUGAGCUGCCAGAGGAUAACCCUACAUAAAAACUUGUUUACCUCUUAUGUUUUGAACUCAGUGUUUACAAUUGUCCAUCUUACGGCUGUAGUACCAGAUACAGAUCUUGUGAGGAGUGAUCCUGUAAGCUGCAAAGUGCUCCAGUUUUUUAGCCAAUACAUGCUGGGAUGUAACUAUUUCUGGAUGCUUUGUGAAGGAAUAUACCUCCAUACACUGAUAGUGGUUGCAGUCUUUGCAGAAGAGCAGCAUUUACAUUGGUAUUAUCUGCUCGGCUGGGGUUUCCCCUUAGUGCCUGCAUCUAUUCAUGCGUUUGCAAGAACAAAGUAUUUUAAUGACAACUGUUGGAUGAGCGUGGAAACCCACUUGCUUUAUAUUGUUCAUGGGCCCAUCAUGGCUGCACUGCUGGUCAACUUGUUCUUUCUUCUGAAUAUUGUACUAGUACUUGUAACAAAGUUGAGAGAUACUCACCGGGCAGAAUCCAACAUGUACAUGAAAGCAGUGAGAGCCACCUUAAUCCUAGUGCCCUUAUUAGGAAUCCAGUUUGUCAUCUUCCCAUGGAGACCAGAUACUCGACUUGCUGGAGAGAUCUAUGACUAUAUCAUGAAUAUAUUAAUGCAUUACCAGGGAUUACUUGUUGCAACCAUCUUCUGCUUCUUUAAUGGGGAGGUACAAGGAGCCUUGAAGAGACAAUGGAUGCAAUACAAAACCCAGUGGGGCCAAAGACGGCGAGAACAUUGCUCCAUGCGUUCUACAUCAUAUACCGCAACGUCCAUCACCGAAGUCCCCAUUUAUCUAUAUCACCAUGAUUCCAAUAGUGAACAAUUAAAUGGGAAAUACGGAGAUGAGUCAGAAAUCACUGCAUUGAACUCUGGAGAUACAUAUGCUUAAAUCUACCUGUUUGCAGACAGACACGCUGCUUUCAGAGAUCCGCCAAUUCUGCUCCUUUCUGGAAUCCAAGCCUUCGACAAAAAAUGUCAAAAAGAUUGCUACUGACAGGAUCCGCGGUGGCGUAGUAGAGGUUUAAUGAUCUUGUAGCGAACGGUGCUACUUACACAUAUAACCCUGUGACGGGGUAGCACUAACUGGCAUUUGGAUAAAAGUAAUGGGCACAUCCAGAGCUAAAGAAGGAACAAGAUAUAAUAAUGAAUGGAUGCCUAUAAAUGGCUGUCCGAAGAAAGCCAAACGUUUGCAAGUCACAAAUGCAUUUUGUUGUCAGCCCUUCCGAAUAUAUCUAUUUUUUGCAGGAUGACAAUAUCGCCAUUACUCUCACACACACAUUUUUAAAGCUUGUCUCGAUUAUUUAAUAUUUAUUAGAUUUGCGAACAGCGGAUAAUGACUGCUCCAUUAAAGUCUUUGUAAAGCACAGUGCACAAUUCCAAGUAUUAGACAUUGGUGCUAGAUGACCGCUAGAAUGAAUGGUCUCUGUGAUCUUUUUGUUUUUUUUUCUUUCUAGUUCCUUUUGGAUACUUUUAUAAAUAGAUGUUUUUUUCAUGACAUGUACAGAAGUCAUAAUAUAUAAUUUGUUAAUGAUUGCGACAUGAGAAGUCCCGGCCAUAUCUUAUAAUGGAAUACGGAAACAUUUACUGAACUUGUUUAACAAUGAACGACGAUCAUUUUAGGAAAUAUUGUGGCUGUGGGGAAAAACAUUUGUUUUAUUACCUGGAAUUAAUGUCAGUGGUUUGAAGAAUGUGUUUUACCGCCACCAAAUGAAACGGUCACAGGAAAUAUUUUUUGAAAUCAAGUUUUUCCUCCGCAGGUUCGACAGCAAAUAGCAAAUAAGUAUUUUUUUUUUUUUUUAAAUUGUAAUGUUUGACGAGGAAGCUUUUCAGAGACAUUUUUAUAUUCGAAAUAAAGGUUGGUUAUUUUUAUUAAAUGUAUAUAUAAAUACAGUAUAGACGUACUGAAUAUAAAAUGGUGAGAACCCAAAUAUAAUAUAAAAAAUAUAUAAUAUAUAAAAGGAUUCAGUCAGCGAUAUUAAACGACUGUAUUAUACGCACCUCAUUUUCCCAAAUGAUAUUUUAAUUCCAGUUUCCGUUCAGAUAUUUGUCUUUUAAUUCUCCCUGUAGUGUUCAUAUCUCAAGGUUCAUUGCUAUGUCCAAGGGCUAAACAGAAUGAAUGAUUUAGUGAGUUUCAGCACCAAGUCAAUAGAAUUACAGUAUAUUUAUAGAAAGCAUUUAUUAUAAGUAUAUUUUGUGCCUGGUGGGAGAAACCAUAUGAAGUAUUACUCACACAGUGUCAGUUAUUGAAGUGAUGUGACAAUGCCAAUCAGAAUAUAUUGUCAUUUCUUAAGGGGAUAUUGUCACAGGAUAACAUCUUUGCAAAAUGCAUCAGUUAAUAGCGCUCCUCCAGCAGAAUCCGGCAUUGAAAUCGGUUUUUCAAACAAGGAAACAGAUUUUUUUUAUAUUUGUUUUUUCAAUCUGACGUGGGACUAGACAUAUUCUUAGUUUCCCAGGUGUCCCCAGCUAUGUGACUUGCACUCUAAUAAACGUCAGUCACACUUUACUGCUUUGCUGCAAGUUGAAGUGAUGUCACUAGUGAUGAGCAAAUCUGUCCUGUUUCACUUCGGUGAAGAAUUCAAGAAACUACCAAACAUUUGCAAAAAGCUACUUUUUUGUUGUACGCUCAUUUUGCUGUGACCGUGCCCAAUUUGAAGCGACUGUGCCAAUUUUGAAGCAACAUUUUUUUGACAACUGACAAAUUCUUUCGUGGCGCGUUUUGGCAAAACAAUCUGCCAGUGGUGAAAUACAGAAGUUCAAUGCAAAUCCUUGCCUGGUGAAAAAAUAUGCUCAUCACUAGAUGUCACCUCUCUCCUUUUUCCUCCCAGCAGCAACAAACCCAUGGGCUGGUAACAAAAUAACAGCACCCUGACAUGCAUUGCUAAAAAUGCUCCUUACCUAGUGAUAGAUAUGAGAAUAGCAUUCAGUAAAAUACCCAAGUCCGGCUUGGGACUCCUCCAGUUACAUGGGAGUAGGAGGAACAAUAGGUUGCCUGAAAGAAGUUCUAAUGUGUAGCACUGGCUCUUUCUGAAAGCUCAGACUCAGGCACAAUGCACUGAGAUGGCACCUACACAACAAUAUUACAGCUAAAAAUACAUUUAUUGGUUUAAGAACAAAAUUUAAACCAUUGAAUUAUUUGCCAUGUACACAGUUUUUAGUAUUAUGAAAACUCCACCAUAAAAAUAAUGACAGAAUCCCAUUAAAUAAUAUAAACACUUAAAUCUAUUACAAAUCAUAUAACAUUUUUAAAAAAUGUAAGUGCAAAAAAAU